This is a messenger RNA of Punica granatum (pomegranate), 1892 nucleotides long. NCBI's taxonomy places the organism in Eukaryota, Viridiplantae, Streptophyta, Magnoliopsida, Myrtales, Lythraceae. The record is from RefSeq and is a predicted model, not a curated record.
CCUCAUCCCCUCUCAUCAUCAGCAACAAGAACCACUCGACAAACAAGUGAUUUCCGGCCCCCUCUCGAAUUAUUAGCCGCAGAAGAAGAAGCAGAAGAAGGAAUUACAGGUGAAUUAGUUAGUUCAUUAUGGGUUCGGAGUCGUCACUUGUCCAUGUCUUCUUGGUCUCCUUCCCGGGUCAAGGGCACGUGAACCCACUGCUGAGGCUCGGGAAGAGGCUCGCCUCCAAGGGCUUGCUCGUGACCUUCACCACUCCCGAGAGCAUCGGGAAGCAGAUGAGGAAGGCCAGCAACAUCAGCGACCAGCCUGCACCUGUGGGCGAUGGUUUCAUCAGGUUUGAGUUCUUUGAGGAUGGGUGGGACGAGGACGAGCCGAGGAGGCAGGACCUGGACCAGUAUCUUCCCCAGCUCGAGAAGGUCGGAAAAGUUCUGAUCCCCCAGAUGAUCCAGAAGAACGCGGAGCAGGGUCGCCCUGUAUCAUGCCUCAUCAACAACCCUUUCAUUCCGUGGGUCUCUGAUGUCGCCGAGACCCUUGGCCUCCCCUCGGCUAUGCUGUGGGUCCAGUCGUGUGCUUGCUUCUUGGCGUACUACCACUACUACCACGGUUUGGUCCCUUUCCCUUCUGAAAACGCCAUGGAGAUCGACGUACAACUGCCAAGCAUGCCAUUGCUAAAGCAUGACGAGGUCCCGAGCUUCUUGUACCCGACCACACCUUACCCUUUCCUAAGGAGGGCUAUCUUGGGUCAGUACAAGAACUUGGAGAAGCCCUUCUGCAUAUUGAUGGACACGUUCCAGGAACUUGAGCACGAGAUCAUCGAGUACACGUCCAAGAUCUGCCCGAUCAAGACCGUCGGCCCGCUAUUCAAGAAUCCUAAAGCCCCGAACACGACCGUCAAGGGAGACUUCAUGAAGGCGGACGACUGCAUUGGGUGGCUGGACUCGAAACCAGCGUCCUCCGUGGUGUACGUGUCGUUCGGGAGUGUUGUAUACCUGAAGCAGGAUCAGUGGGAUGAGAUCGCGUAUGGGCUUCUGAACUCCGGGGUGAACUUCCUGUGGGUGAUGAAGCCGCCACACAAGGAUUCGGGUUACACAGUGCUCACCCUGCCGGAAGGGUUCCUAGAGAAGGCCGGGGACAGAGGGAAGGUGGUGCAGUGGAGCCCACAGGAGCAGGUCCUGGCGCACCCCGCCACCGCAUGCUUCGUCACGCAUUGUGGGUGGAACUCGUCUAUGGAAGCCCUCACGUCGGGGAUGCCGGUCGUGGCCUUCCCUCAGUGGGGUGACCAGGUCACCGACGCCAAGUACCUCGUGGAUGAGUUCAAGGUCGGGGUCAGGAUGUGCCGGGGCGAGGCCGAGGACAAGCUCAUCACCCGGGACGUGGUGGAGCAGUGCCUCCGUGAGGCCACCCAGGGGCCCAAGGCAGCGGAGAUGAAGAAAAAUGCGCUGAAGUGGAAGGCGGCGGCCGAGGCGUCCUUCGUCGAGGGUGGCUCCUCCGACCGGAACCUCCAGGCAUUCGUGGACGAAGUGAAGAGAAGGAGCAUCGAGAUCACGGCAAGCAAGCCCGCGGUGAAGGCAGCUCCCAACGGGGUGGUGGCAGCCGCAGAAUCGGUGGUAGAGACAAAGGCCAACGGGAAGGUAGAGCUCGCCGCAUGAACCAAGUCCGAGUUCGAGGUUUAUGUACACACGUGCUGAGUUUUGAUUGGAAGGUAACCUAAUAUUCUGUGGCAUUAAUUACUGGAAAUUCCAAACCUCAGACGCUGAGGGCCAAUGGAGGAUCGUAUCGUCAUCGACCUACCUUUCUGUUGGAUUUUCUCCACCUUUUUUUUUUUUUUGCUUUCUUUUAUUGUCAAUGUUUACAUUUUUUUUGCUUUCUUUUAUUGUCAAUGUUUACAUUAA